CAGAACCUUCGUCGUUCAGCCUCCAUCUUCAAUCGUACUGGUUUUAAAGAUUCAUUUCCAGAAAAAAAGCUCAAAUCAUUUACGAAUCAAGCUCAAAAGAAAUGGCGAAGCGUUUGAUUCCUCUCCUUAACAGAGUUCUAGUGGAGAAGAUCGUCCCUCCUUCCAAAACCACCGCUGGUAUUCUCCUUCCUGAGAAAACAUCCAAGAUUAACUCCGGCAAAGUUGUGGCUGUUGGGCCGGGAAUUGUUGACAAGACAGGGAAUUUGAUUCCAGUUGCUGUGAAGGAAGGAGACACUGUACUCUUGCCUGAAUAUGGCGGUACUCAAGUUAAGCUUGGCGAGAAAGAGUAUCAUCUUUACAGGGAUGAUGAUAUAAUGGGAACACUACAUGACUGAUUGAUUGAUUACUACUCAUCUGAUGGGGGGUGGAUUGGUUCGAAAACUAUUGUUUCUUUUUGUAUUGACAUUUUUAGCUUCACAACUUGGUUUAGUGAUGGCAGUUUAAUCCUCAUUAUGAACACUGAGAUUUGAAACUUGUAUUCAUAAUUGAGAUCAAUUUCUGAAGUUAAAGGUAUGUUUUGUUUACCCA
Impatiens glandulifera is the source of this 588-nucleotide messenger RNA. RefSeq names its product 10 kDa chaperonin, mitochondrial. Bases 102 to 395 code for a protein of 97 amino acids. The transcript has 3 exons. Gene Ontology annotation, cellular component: mitochondrial matrix. Lineage: Eukaryota; Viridiplantae; Streptophyta; Magnoliopsida; Ericales; Balsaminaceae. Gene Ontology annotation, molecular function: protein folding chaperone; ATP binding; metal ion binding. The record is from RefSeq and is a predicted model, not a curated record.